AUGGAUACAAUAGAUCUAUUGGCACGUGAGAAUGAGUUCAAAAAACUUAAUAAACAAUUGGAAAAGAAAACCGAAAGUUUAAUGAAAGAAAUAGAAAAUGCUAUGCAAAAGCAGGAUAUAUUUUCUGAAUUUUCUACCAAUCUAACGUUAAGUCCUAUACAUAAACAAACAAGAAAACAUUGCUGCAACACACCAAAAGUAUCUACACCAGAAAAAACUAUGCAAAACUCACUCGCAAAAAAAGAAUUUCCUAAUAAAAAGAAAGAUACAGACAAACAAGAAAACGAUAUUGAAAAUAGCACAGAUAAUGUAAAAACUAAACACAUUUGCAAUUGUUGUAUUCUAGGUGAAAAUAAGAAAAGUAACGGCGAUUUAGAAUUUUUGUAUGCAUUUGUAUCAGUUAAUGUUAAGGAUAAUGUUUUGCCACAAUCACUAAUGAAAGAUAACAUAACAGUGGAAAGCGUGUGUAAGUUUUUAGCAGCUAAAGUAAAGUUGAUGCAAGAACAAAUGGACAAGCUGCAGUCAAAUAUUAACAAGAAGACAAAGCAAUGUGAAGCCCACAUGACUCAACUCGCGGAACUCGAGAGCGAAAGAAUGAGUCUAUUAAAUAAAACAAACACCAUGAGAUCGGAAACAGCCGACGUGAAAGCUAAAUAUGGAGUCCUACAAAGUAAAUUAAAUGAGAAAGAUAGUUUGUACAAAGAACAACGCAGUGCUACGGACAAACUGACAAUACAAAUAAAAAGUAUUAAAUGUAAAAAUAUAAGUCUGGAAGCGCGAUGUGCGUCUCAAGAAGAAGUCAUAGCUAAAUUAAAGCAAGAGAUUCAAGUCGCCAAAAUGGCCGAAAAGGAAUUUCGAGAUUCAACACGGAAUUUGUCUUCGUCGCACAUAAACGAAAUAAAUCGUUUGGAAACAAAAAUUAAAAUAUUAACAACUUGCAUAGAGAAGCAAAUGUCUCUCAUAGACAAUUUAAGAAAACAAAACGCCUUGCUUUAUACCGAUGGGGCUCUAAAGGCUUUGGAAAAAGAUUAUUGCGAUUUUUUAACCCAAGAUUUA
Brenthis ino (lesser marbled fritillary) is the source of this 1056-nucleotide messenger RNA. Lineage: Eukaryota; Metazoa; Arthropoda; Insecta; Lepidoptera; Nymphalidae. The record is from the annotation of a GenBank genome assembly.